This is a messenger RNA of Malania oleifera, 1770 nucleotides long. RefSeq names its product squamosa promoter-binding-like protein 9. The record is from RefSeq and is a predicted model, not a curated record. The coding region runs from base 335 to 1420 and encodes 361 amino acids. Lineage: Eukaryota; Viridiplantae; Streptophyta; Magnoliopsida; Santalales; Ximeniaceae. Gene Ontology annotation, molecular function: DNA binding. The transcript is spliced from 3 exons. Gene Ontology annotation, cellular component: nucleus.
CCUCCCUCCCUUAGCAGUAGGCACUCUCUCUCUCUCUCUCUCUCUCUCUCUCUCUCUCUCUCUCUCUCUCUCCCUCCAUCAUUAUUUAUUUUUUGGCACUCUCAGGGAUCGAGUAAGCUAACCACAAACCCCGAGCUGGCAUGGGCCAAUGAUACUAUACUGGGUAGGUGUCUGCUUUUCACUGCACCACUCACUGGGUUUUGCAAAAAGCCCCAAGCACACAUAACCAAGCAAAUCCCCACACUCCCACCACACACCUUCAUUUUCCAUCUCUCCCAAUUUCACGAUGACCCAGAAAACCCCCAUGAAUGGGCACUAGAGGCCGGUCAAGGAGAUGGGUUCUACCUCGUCCACCUGCGAUUCCCUCAACGGUUUGAAGUUCGGUCAGAAAAUCUACUUUGAGGAUGUGGGUGUUGGAGCUCCGGCCAAAUCUGGUGGUGGGUCGUCGUUCGCCUCCGGCUCGGGCGGCCCCUCGGCUGCGGCGCCGGCGAAGAAGGUGAAAGGGGUUGUGCCGGGAGGCCUGCCUCAGCCGCCCAGGUGCCAGGUUGAAGGAUGCGAAGUAGAUCUGAGCGAUGCUAAGGCUUAUUAUUCAAGGCAUAAGGUUUGUGGGAUGCACUCCAAGUCCCCAAAAGUCAUUGUCGCCGGUAUUGAACAGAGGUUCUGCCAGCAGUGCAGCAGAUUUCAUCAGCUUCCUGAAUUUGACCAAGGAAAAAGAAGUUGCCGCCGGCGCCUGGCUGGCCAUAAUGAGCGUCGGAGGAAGCCACCACCUGGAUCUCUGUUCCCCUCGCGCUAUGGCCGAUUGCCUUCAUCCGCCUUCGAGAACGGUUGCAGAAGUGGUGGCUUUCUGGUGGACUUCUCUGCCCAGUCAAGGCUUCCUGGGAGAGACACUUGGCCAAGUGCUAGAUCAUCCGAGCGGCCACCAGGAAAUCAAGCUACUGCGGCAGAGAAGUAUCUUCUUCCUUAUCCAUGGCAAAGCAGCUCCGAAAAUGCUCCCUCUGAUCUGUUUAUGCACGGCUCAGCUAGUGGGACAAGGUAUCCCAGUCCUGGGAUUCCUCCAGGAGAAUGUUUCACAGGAGUCUCUGACUCGGGCUGUGCUCUCUCUCUUCUGUCAAAUCAACCAUGGGGUUCCAGAACUCAAGCUUUGGGUCUUGGGAUGAAUAGCUUCAUCGAUGCUGAAGGGAUCCCCACCUCCAUAGCUCAACCAACAGCUUCUCAUGCUGUGGUUGCGAAUCACCUUCCAAACACUGCUUGGGUGUUCAAGGGCAACGAAAUGCCCCCUGGACUGGGCGUGGGUCAUAUUUCACCGCCUAUUAACAAUGAGUUUUCUGGUGUGUUGGGUCGAGAAAGUGGGAGGCAUUACAUGGAACUCGAGCAUUCCAGGGCUUAUGACUCGACUCAGCAGAUGCACUGGUCGCUGUAGAUUCGUUCUUUUCCCUGAUGACUCGCAAUGGUUGUUGGUAGAUCAAGCCAAUGUUAUGCUUUUAAUAAUCCGACAUUUGAUCUAGAUUUUAGGAAGUGGUAAUAUUUUGCUCAAGAUGUCAGGACUUUGAAGUGGGAUCUUGACCUUGGCCUAGAACUAUUGCAAUUUUACCACCGUUUAUGUUAACUUUUUGAUGGUGGGAGGGUCUGAAUUAUCUUAAGUGCACUCUGGUUAUUAUUGAUUUCAGACCUGUUUCCAUCAUGGUCCUUGAAGAACUGAUGUUUCUAUUUUAGUCCCUCAUAGUCAUAUAUCUGUCUAAUUUGAGAGCAAUUUUCAACUUGGGAUCCAAA